AUGGAUUUAAGUACCAUCACCUUCCUCUUGCCGAACUCAUCCGAGGAUACUAACGGCACAAGCGCGCCAAGGCUGCCACCGCACUCACAGUGCGCGUCGGUGCUCAUCGUUCUCGUGGUGACCGUGAUUAUUUUGGUGACCAUCGUGGGGAACGUGUUGGUCGUGGUGGCCGUGUUUACCAGCCGCGCUCUGCGCGCCCCACAGAACCUCUUUCUGGUCUCUUUAGCGGCUGCUGAUAUUUUGGUUGCCACUUUGGUCAUUCCGUUCUCCCUGGCCAACGAGGUGAUGGGCUACUGGUACUUUGGAAGUACCUGGUGUGCUUUCUACCUGGCUUUGGACGUGCUUUUCUGCACGUCGUCCAUUGUUCAUCUCUGCGCCAUAAGUUUGGACAGAUACUGGUCGGUUACCAAAGCGGUCAGCUACAACCUGAAAAGAACUCCGCGGAGAAUAAAGAUCAUGAUCACGGUGGUGUGGGUCAUUUCAGCGGUUAUUUCCUUCCCACCACUUCUCAUGACCAAGCACGAUGAGCUUGAGUGUUUGCUAAACAACGAGACCUGGUACAUCCUUUCCUCCUGUAUCGUGUCGUUUUUUGCACCGGGUCUUAUUAUGAUUUUGGUGUACUGCAGGAUCUACAGGGUGGCCAAACAGCGCGCGUCCACUGUUUUCGUGGCCAAGAACGGAAUGGAGAGGCAGCCGUCGCAAUCCGAGACCUGCUUCGUGCGUAAAGGCAAGUCCGAGGUGGAGAGCCCCAGCAGCCACAGCUCAGGCAGCCGAGAGCGCAAAGGUGAACUCGACGACAUCGACCUGGAGGAAAGCAGCGUCUCCAACAGGCACAGGAACUCGCGUUUCGCCAAGAGCAGGAAAGUGGAGGGCGCGCAAUCGUGCCCAAAGCCCAACGGGCGGCUGUCGUGGGCUUGCAGCCGCGCGUCGGAGCUCGAGCAGGAGCCGAGGGCGCGUCAGCUGUCUUUGUCCAAAUCCAAACUGGCACAGAUGCGAGAGAAGCGCUUCACCUUCGUGCUGGCGGUGGUGAUGGGGGUGUUCGUGCUCUGCUGGUUUCCUUUCUUCUUCACCUACAGCCUUCACGCCAUAUGCCGAAAAAGUUGCACAAUACCGGACUCUCUGUUCAAUCUCUUUUUCUGGAUUGGUUACUGUAACAGCUCAGUGAACCCCAUCAUUUACACCAUUUUCAACAGAGACUUUAGGAAAGCGUUCAAGAAGAUAAUGUGCCGACAUUCUACACGCACGUAA
Molecule: messenger RNA, 1248 nt
Organism: Danio rerio (zebrafish)
Lineage: Eukaryota; Metazoa; Chordata; Actinopteri; Cypriniformes; Danionidae
Gene: adra2db
Product: adrenergic, alpha-2D-, receptor b
Biological process (GO): regulation of smooth muscle contraction; regulation of vasoconstriction; G protein-coupled receptor signaling pathway
Cellular component (GO): plasma membrane; membrane
Molecular function (GO): G protein-coupled receptor activity; alpha2-adrenergic receptor activity; adrenergic receptor activity
Source: RefSeq, marked provisional